UGGAUGAGUUUUCUUUCUACCUUUGCUGAAUUUCCCACCGGUUUCAGAACAUCUAAGUCCAAAUGUGCUUCGAGCUCUUGGACAUUAAAAAUCCAAAAGUGCCUUGACUUCCUCGGAACUUUCAAGUCCAAAUGUACCACGAGUUCUUGAGACAUCCUAGUCUCGUCUCCUCUAAAUGUCCCGCGAGAUUUCGUACAUUUGGAUUUCCAGAUGCAGCGCUAACCGACGUCCAGGUACACCAUGCUUUCCAAAUCUAUGGCCAAGGCAGGUCAAAUCGAUUCGUCAAUCCUGACUCCACGCAGAGAAGACCAGACGAUGUAACCGAUCGUUCUCUUCGCCCUAAUCAACCAAUGUCCUUCAUGGAGCAGAGAACUAGUUACCCUCGAACAUCACGACAAAGCCACAACCAUGUACCUCGAAACAAUACUCUCGAUCCUCCGCAUUCACGAAGAAGAGCUGCCACUCACACAUGGGAUUCCGAUGACGAUGACGAUCCCGUGCCAGAAAUGGAUGCUGAGAGUUAUCGUCGAAGUGCGGAGUUGUUAUUUGGUGCGGACUUAGACGAGGAGCGGUCGAUGGCUGCCAUGCGAGGAGCAUUAGCUGCAGGCAAAAGGGUGCCUUCCAAAGAAGCUCUUGCGUCCCUGGAGAUUGUGAAGCUUGAGGAUCUAGAAGAUAACGGCCGAACAUGCAUCAUCUGCUACAAUGAAUUCGGCGUCAGUAAUCCAGAAGGCAUCACCGAAAAUCCCAUUCGUCUUCCGAGAUGUAAGCAUGUUUUUGGCGACAAAUGCAUCAAGAAGUGGUUCGAGGAUUCAGACAGCUGCCCGUACUGCCGCGAUAAACUUCCAUCUGAGCUGUCCGUGAGAAAAACGCUGGCCUACGAAUCAUACAGGGCUGCACGACGGGAGCAUAUGCUAGCUCACCAGAGAGCACGACAAGGCUUUGCACUUCGGUAUCCUUUCUCGGAGGAGUCUGGGGCCUCAAGGACUUCUGCCUCCAUCUCCAUGCAGCGAGCACAGGACGAGUAUGAACUAGCCAUGACCAGAAAUGUCGACUCGUGGGGCUACUCCCCUCCUAGUCGAUCGACAGGGGAUUCUCCAGAAAGCAGAAGACGUCAGGCUCGGGGGAGAAUUGGGAACAGCAGAGCAGCUCAUUUGCUAGGUCGCCCUACGUCUGUCGGUUCCGCUUCUGCUCGAUGGAUCAACCCGGCCUCAGCCCAUGGAAACCUUCCCCAGCGUGGCACUAAUGUCCCUCCUGUCAACAAUGCACCUAGGAGAUCUGUUACUCCUGGUCUGCCUAGGCAGAAUAGUGGCGGCUCUUCAAGUUCGAGUUCACAGACUCCUCCACGUAAUCGAGGUCUUUCUGGCUUUUCGUCGUCUCCACCAGCAGAAGAAGCAUCACCUCCAGUUGCUGUUGGAUCGGGGUUAUCAAGAGAUCGUCAGGUAGAACGUCAAGGUGAGCCUACCUUGCGCCGUAGUCUUGACUUCUCCGCAGGCCCCUCGAGCACGGGUUGGAAUUCUGACCCCUUGAAUUUCAUGUAUCCUGAUCAGUUCAAUCUAGGCCAAUCGAGCAGGCCCCGGCCACAUUCAAAUGAUCUGGGAAAUUCAACUUUCCAAACACUGCUCGAUGCCACUCAUCCUCUCAGCCAAAACCCCCCGUCCGGCACGGGUUCGGACGCAAACAGGCUCCAGCAAGGGGAACCGAAUCGAAAUAGCGACAUGGACGGUCAAUUGCUGGGAAAUCCUCAGCCAAGAUGGUCAAGAUAGCUUCGUCCCACCCCUCAACCCCUAGAGUCGAAGUGGACUUCUACAUCUCUCUCUCAAUUCGGUGAUUAUCCAUGGCGCGGGUGGAGUAAAAGGUGCAAGG
This is a messenger RNA of Hyaloscypha bicolor E, 1863 nucleotides long. RefSeq lists its product as uncharacterized. The transcript has 5 exons. The record is from RefSeq and is a predicted model, not a curated record. The coding region runs from base 132 to 1763 and encodes 543 amino acids. Lineage: Eukaryota; Fungi; Ascomycota; Leotiomycetes; Helotiales; Hyaloscyphaceae. Gene Ontology annotation, cellular component: cytoplasm; nucleoplasm.